CUUGAAAGUGCGAAGGAAAUGUUCAAAGAAGUUGACUUUUAUCUUACAUUUUUAAGAAACCAAAUGGAUCUUACAGCUUUUUGACUAUCAGAAUGAAGCUUUUCAAGCUUUGGGUUCACCAACAUACAUUCAGUGAGGACGAUUUGAUAAUUAACCCUAAGGAAUUUCCUGAUGGAAGAGUCGGCGAUGUGUUGGAGAUCUUCCAUCCUGAAGAUCAAGGGUCCGCAAGACUCUUGCUACAGAUUAACUCUAUUAGUGAUUUCCAACAGAAAGAUACUGUCAGUAUUGAGCAGUCUGUUGCCAACUUGUUUCAGCUGCGUACUUAUUCAAAUGUUAACGUGAAAAAGGUGGAUCCUGAUGAAGUUAGUGUAGACUUAGUUGAUGUCCUGGUUAAGGAACAAUACCUAAGUAGGAAUGAUAUGUGGAGACUAGCCAAGGCACUGGUCGACAAGUGUGUCUAUGUCUCCAAGAAAGUCUCUUUCUCUGGAAUCCGAGGACAAAUCAAUGAACUAUGGAAAAAAGGAAAGCAGAAAACAUGUGGAGUGAUAUCCAAGGAUACAAAGGUCGUGUUUCGUUCACUGACAGCYGAGAUCUUUCUCUUCAUUCAAAUGAGCCAAGAGAUGUGGGACUUUGAACUGAAUGGUGACUUGUAUUUUGAAAAAGUCAUCAAUGGAUUUCUGCAUGAAUUGUUUACCAAAUGGAAAGACCUGAAAUCUAACCAUGAAGUCACAAUCGUGCUUUUCUCCAGGACAUUUUAUGACUGCAAAUCUAUAGAUUCCUUUCCACUUGAGAAGCGAGGAAGCAUUCUACAAGAUCCUUACGGCCGAUUCUACGAAGACUUCUAUCAGGUGCUUGUUCAAGAGGAGAGAAGAGACGACUGGCUACCAGUUCUGGUCACACUCAAAUACCACUUCAAUCAGUAUCCUAAGUACAUCAACUGCUGCCAAGAUAUUCCUGGAAUGCCUACAGGAAAUAACUCUACAGCUUUUGAAGGGAACUUCCUGGAAUCGAUCAACCUAACGAUGAAUAUUUUUGAGAAGAAUCACUUGGAUCGUAGUUUUGACCGCACAGGUCAAACUAUUGUUAUGGUGACUCCAGGACCGGGUGUCUUUGAAGUGGACCGCUCACUGAAUAGCAUUACCAAACAACGUAUGGUUGAUAGUGGUGUGGCUGUAGAUUUGGUUUGCAUGGCAGAACAGCCAUUGCAUUCAGUACCUCUGUUGAAGUUUUAUAAUAAAGAUGGCGAUUGUAGGGUCAACAUCGGUGAUGACUAUAACAUCCCACACUGGAUGAACCAUAGCUUCUAUACAUCACACAAGGCCAAGAACAAACAUGAUUCCUUUCGACCUCGCGUCAAGAUACCGGAUGUUGUGUUGAACUACUUUAACGUGAAACCAGAGGAAAAUCCAUACAUGAAAGGUCUGCACAAAAAUUUCCUUCCAAUGAACGCCAAAGACCAACUUGCCAAUCAAAUCCCAGAUUUCAUAAACUACAAAGAAUACGAUGCCAAUGUAUUCCGCGCGGCAACCUCGGCUAAACAAAAAGCAAAGAACGUCGAUCGCGGUAAAUCCUCACGUUCUGCUCCUUCGUUUUCUCGACCCAACAGCUCUUCGGACCUCGAGAAAUUGAACAAGUCACGUGACGAUGGUAAUGUGAUUCGAGAAUAUUCCCCACGUGACUCGGUCAAUGGUGCUAUAUCCAUACCAUCAUCUUCGAGGUCGCCUGCAAGACACUCACAAACAGAUAUCACAAAAUAUCGCAUCUCAGCGUCCAUGGAUCACACGAUAUACGCGCAACUAUCAAAGGGUUACUCCCCUGGCCAUCAGAAUGAUGACGAUGAAUUCCGAAUUGAAAUGGAUCAAGUCGUCGUUGGUAGCGCAGGCGCGCCAAGACAUUUCCCGCGCUUUCUUUCCCGCGUUACCCAUGAUCCUCGACGCACUUUGUUCAAUCCCUUCAAACCACUCGAUAUUCCUUGCAGAUGGACCUGUAAUCGACAUCGCUGGGCGCAUUGUUUUCCCAUUGGGCCAGACGGGGAAAGUAUCCACAGACACUUCGAGAAGCAGAAUGAGAAGAAAGACGAUGACACACCACAGAAGCCAAAAGCUGCCAAAGAAGCUACCUUAGGUGUAGCUGAUGCCCGCAAACGAAUCAUUACUAUCCAGUCACAGGACAGCGAUGAGUUCGAGGAAGAAGACGAAGUAUACGAAGUAGAAGAUCCCGAUGAUGCCGAAGUGGCUAGAAUCAGCCUGUCCACCGAGAGCGGGGAGAGAUCUUUUCUUGAUUCUCUUAAUGAACCGCCAGUACUUCAAGAGGUGCAGAAAAAGGGUUCAUUGGAAACUCCUUUGACGCCGGAUCGUGGGUCAUCGUUACGUAGACCUCGUGCACCGGUUCGCACAAGCUUCUUUCAUCAUUCAUCGAAGAAAGUGGAACAUGAUUGGACAGCAACUAUAACGACUAGUGUUGAUUGGGAGUCCCUAGUGCUACCAGCAUGCCUCCCCCUGACCUCAGAGUACUGCCCGGAUAUGAAAACACUUGGUAAUGAUUACCUGGAGUUUCACUAUGAGCUGUGUGUUGGUGAUGAUGAUGAGUAUGCUAUGAGCAGGCAAAGAUGUACUAGUAAUCCUGCAAGGAUGGAACAGAGUAGACACCCAGUAUCUGCACAAUCAAUGAUUCUUGAACUAGUAGCUCAAAGAUUAUCCAAGGGUUUCCAGAUUUUGACCAACCCUCCUUAUCAAGAGCGAGGCCAAUCAUAUUACAUUGCUCAAAAUGACGAGUUUGAGUCAGAAGAAUGCUUCCUGAGUCUUGGGCGUAACAUUCACAGGCUGAGUGUGAUUCCCAAACGAUCACAAAUCAGCGUGACGCGGUACCGACCUCGUCACGUAAGACGUGAGGUCAAUCCCAUCCAGUACAGGUAUCGUCUGUGGGCAAGACAUGCCAAACAGUAUUACUACAAAGAGGCUGAAUUCCAACACGAUGAACUGGAUAAGUACAACUGGAACUACCUUGACCAGCACAUCAGUGGUGACCAAGACUUUACCGCACUGGUGGAGUCCCUCCGAUACUGGAAGGCUCGUUUCCUGUUGCUCCCCGACACCAACUACAAAAGAUACAACUGCGAAGAGAAGAAAGGGGACAGGAAAAAUACUAAUGAAGAAGACUCUCGCAUAGAAGGAAUUCUCAAGUACCUUGAAAUGUUGAAUGGGAUAAAGAGAAGCAAGGCUAGAAGAAGACCGCUCUCUCCUAACGUAAAAAUACUUCCUAAAAAUGGAUCUCGAACGCCAGAGCCCAGGAAAGAACAACAGCAACAAUUACCUGGACAAGAUGCGGCUGUGAAGAAAGACGAAAAAGGCACUGCUCCGAUAUCAGAGAAAGACACAACCGAAAGUCAAAGCUCGCCAGAAAAUACUAGCGAGACAGCGGGGAGUGCCACAGAUGAGUCAGCGGACGACGCACAAGAAGGGACGCUGAACAAGACUUCACCACUAGAGUCCAUCGCAGAAGCCAUGCUCGAUGAAUCAAAUAGUUUUCCAUUCCUACCCCCCACGAAGGGGUUGGGUUCGGCAUGUUUUCUAAGCAUUGAAGCAAUAUGGUGGAUGAUGCAUAACAUCGGGCUCGAUGACAGAAAGGAGGCUGUUGCACUAGCACAGAAAAUGGUUGAUGCCAAGAUAUUCCAGCACGCCUCAGGAAGCAGUAGACAGAAGUUCGUCUGUGGUUUCGCAAUCUUCUCCAURACAGCAAAAGAAAAAUGGAAUGAAAAAGAAGACACGUCAGAUAAAAAACGAUCGCAGAGGAUGUACCAGUCGUCUGUCAUGCUGGAUUUACCAUUAGAACACUUCCAAGAAGACUGGUUCGAAGUCGCUAUUAGUCGGCCCAAGCCCCCCUCAAGGAGUAUCCCAGCAUUCCUCGUGCCAGAUCAAGAGUUACCCGAGUAUCUUGAAAGUUCCCCUUUGUUCCGUCAGGGCGCUUUCAUGAGGAGCCGAGGUAGAUCUUUUCAAAACUCAAUGAGUGAUGAUUGUGGCAAUGGACCACCUUACAAGACGGUCAACGUCAACUGUGACGCACAAAGAAAAAGCGAACGUCCUGAAUGGGCAGUUGUACGUUACCAUGGUAACUAUUGCAACACGCAUGCGUUCGAGAUUGAAGUACACUGGAUUGAAACGACAGGCUCAGUUGUUAGUGAUUUGAUUCAAGCCUGGGCUCGUAAGGCCACGUCUUGUGGUUUUCAUCUUAUUCCAGCCCCUGUCAGUCCAUUUCCUGAUCCAUUGGGCUUCAGCUUUAACCCCUUUAGACUACCGGUCUACAUUCCAGUCCUUCUUAGUGCGUGCCAGGAUCAAGGACAAGAAAACAUAUUUCUAGGUUUUGGGCCUUCGACGUAUCGACCCCGAAAGUUCUUAUUUCUGGAAGCUAUUCUUGAAAAUUUUGGCUUCAUAAAAGACUCUCCGUAUGGCUCAUCUCAAAACAUUUACUCAUUCUUUGCGCCACCUGUCCAGUGUCGGGCUGCUGACUAUGUCCACUCCUCUGGGGCUGCUUUUGCUCGAAUACAUGACCAGGACACCUCGGCCAAGCCUGAACUCUACGGGUUUGGUCCUGGUGACGGAUCGCCACCGGAGGGAAGCGUGGGGUUCUUUUGGAUGGAUAACUACAUGUUGACGAAACGAUGGCGAUCAGCAGCUACUGGAGAUGUAGAAUUUGUCAGGAAGUUAAUGGCCGAUUUUGUAGAUUUCUGUUCUAAUAAGAAUGGAGAACUUAAAGCAUUCUGGGACGAUUCUUGGGGUUCUUUAAUAAAUGCAAGUCAGGAUUUAUCAGAACAAGAGACGAGUACUGAUACAGCAGACAACAGUACUAUUUCUGUACCCCAUAUGGAAGAAAAGGAAACUGCAGAAGAAGUGAAUACAAAAAAAGAAGUCUUAUUGGAUGGGGAAACAUUUUAAACAUGGGAAAAUAAAAGAUUUCUAUUCUACUGGGUUUACCUCACACAAUAAACCAUUUGCAGAAUGGAAUAGAUUGGAAAUCUUUUGUUUUGUCCCCCCAGAUCGAGCUGUUUUGACGUCAUAUGCAAGAGGUCUAUACUUUUUUCUCUCAUAAGAUACUUUUCGAUUUCAAGAUACGAAUCAAUUUAAAAUUUGUUUACCAUCCAGCAGAGCCUUUCCCAAGGGACCUUGAGCUGAAUUGAUUCGUUAUCCAAGUCAUAUAUCAGCACGUGACUGUUUGUUACAAAAGGUGGGAUAGACGUUCGACUAGUUUCGCCAGACAUCCUGGGUAAUGCGCGAGAGUCACUGCUCCCACAUGAUUGACGGAACAAUGAAAAACGUGAAUAAGUGAAUUAAAAACAGAGCAUCAUGGUAAAAUUUAUGACUAUUCUUGUGUAAAUACGGCCACAUAUGUAUGUUUUACACGAGCGCACACGGAGCCGCUCAUAUUUUAUGGUGUCAUUUGGCAAAUAAAUUCAGUACGCUUA
This is a messenger RNA of Actinia tenebrosa (Australian red waratah sea anemone), 5458 nucleotides long. RefSeq names its product GATOR1 complex protein DEPDC5. The record is from RefSeq and is a predicted model, not a curated record. Gene Ontology annotation, cellular component: lysosomal membrane; GATOR1 complex. NCBI's taxonomy places the organism in Eukaryota, Metazoa, Cnidaria, Anthozoa, Actiniaria, Actiniidae. Gene Ontology annotation, molecular function: GTPase activator activity. Gene Ontology annotation, biological process: positive regulation of autophagy; negative regulation of TORC1 signaling; intracellular signal transduction.